AUGGACGAUUUUGUCUCCACUCCGGCGGAGCAGCGAGGCACCGGACAUGUAGACAAGAUGGCGCCGACCUCUCCCAGCGCGGGAGAGUCAAUGGAGGGAAGCGAGGGGGACAACGCACUCACUAUAAUCAGGCAGGAGCUGUCACAGAUCUCUGCCCAAAUGCUGACUAAGGUAGACACCGGCAACCUGCUGCACGAGUUUCGGACGGCGGUGAGGGAAGAAAUUUCCGCCCUGCUCACAGACCUGGCGGCAGUGGAGGUGAGGGUGGACGCACUGGAGACAGAAGCACAGGUGUGCCGUAAUCAGCACUGGGCCACCGGGCUCGUGACCACUCGCCAGGGUAACCUCCUCCUGACCCUACGCCGCCAGGUUGAAGAUUUAGAAAACCGCAGCCGCCGUCAAAAUAUUAGGAUCCGCGGCCUACCGGAACCGGACUGGGGGGAUUGGUGGGGCCCCCGGGAUACCACAAAGUCCGUGGAUUUGACGACGGGUGGGUGCUCGGGCGGGAGGACCCAUGGGGGUCUAGCUCGGUGGCCGGGGGGCUGGCGGUAGUAGAAAUGUAAAUAGUUUGCACUGUACCUAGUUUGUACACAGACACAGACACUUAGUGGCCCGGGGCGGGCGCAGGGCGAUACAGAGACACGACACAUCGUACCUCGUACACACAGCGAGACUGACCAGUUACCUGCGUGGAUACUGCGCACAACCACUAGGAUAGACUGUGGGAGGCACGGGGAAUAACCCCUGGCAGGUACCCUCCACAGACAGUCAAGUCCCUACACAAAUCGACAGCGGACACGGACGAAGUACCGAACCCAACCCAGACCACAGACGACCUUUUCACUUGAACGACUGGACUUGACCCACCCUUCCCUACCAAUCCUCUUCCCUCCCCCCCCACCCUCUCCACCAAGAUGGUGCGGCCGGAGGGCUCGUCGGGAGCUGGGGGGUUCUGUCCCGCGCGCUGCGCAUAUGGACCAACAACGUCAGAGGGCUCAAUGCCCCUGAGAGGCGGUCGCACCUGCUACGGUCCCUGUGGGUCAAUAGGGCCUCAAUUGCGUUUCUCCAGGAGACUCAUUUUAGAGGCUCGGACCACCCCGCGCUACGCGACUCAAGAUUCCCUACUGGCUGCUUUGCCAAUCACUCAAGCACAAAAAAGGCAGGGGUGGCGAUCUUAUUUGCCAGACACAUACUGUUCUGCUGCCUGGAAACAAAGGGGGACCCGAAUGGACGCUACCUGUUCAUUAAAGGCACGAUUGCAGACAGACGAAAUACGUUCGCCUCAAUUUACGCCCCGAAUACGAGCCAACACCGCUUUCUCUCCAAAACCCUCAAGCUGCUUGACCACUUCCGUGAAGGACUUCUCAUUGUAGCUGGGGACCUGAAUGUCCCCCUUGACCUCCGUAUGGAUACAUCUAAAGGCCGGAUCUCGCACUCGGACUUGUGCCGCCGCGUUACCCACAACGCAAUCCGCGCCGCCGGACUAGCAGACGCGUGGCGAAUCCUCCAUCCGGAGGAUAAAGGCUUCACCUACUAUUCACCAGUCCACCGAGGGCACAGUCGCUUAGACUACAUUUUGGUGGCCCAAGAAUUCCUGCAUUUGCUCCAGACCUGUGAUAUCUGA
Messenger RNA from Pelobates cultripes (western spadefoot toad), 1624 nucleotides. The record is from the annotation of a GenBank genome assembly. NCBI's taxonomy places the organism in Eukaryota, Metazoa, Chordata, Amphibia, Anura, Pelobatidae.